GACAGAACGAGAUGUAGAUAAAUGGUUCAGAGAACCAUCACGAUGAUGAAUUGUGAAACACUUGUGAAACACUUGGGUAUCUUUACUGUGGAAACGUUUCGCCAACCAGUAGCUUCCUCAGUCCAAUAAUGAGAAGAAUGGUUGAAGAUCUAAAGGAGUUUGACGUAAUCAGUCCCUCAGCUUGGAGUCGAUUUAAACAAUCAAUUAGGAUUGAUGGACUAUUUACAACGAUGUAAUUGAUUUAUGGAUAAUAUUGGACAGGAAAAUAUGGGUACAAAUGUUUAAGUUCAUGAACUGUGUGGUGCAUAAUGAAGGUGGGAUGCGAGAACUGGGUGGUUAUGUGUGUCUAUGUACCUGCAGUUGAGAGGAGUUUGUGUGUAGAGAGAGACAGCUUCUGGGAGGUUAGUCCGGGGGUCAACGCCCCCUCGGUCCAGUCAUUGACCAGGCUUCCCGGUGAAUCAGGGCCUGAUCAACCAGGCUGUUACUGCUGGCCGCAAGUAAUCCAACGUACGAACCACAGCUCGGUUGAUCGAGUACUGAUUUUAGGUAUCUGUCCAGCUCCUCCUUGAAGGCAGCCAGGAAGGAUCCGCUACUUUUGUUUUCACGCUGAUUUGUUCGGACCCCAUGACAGCGGUGACCUGAGAGUGUCGUCUCGGUGGAAGUGAGGGGGCGGAAGUCUUGUUAACCAAGACGGAACGAGAAUGCAGACCAAGUUUCGGACGACCCUACGUUAAAGCGGUUUAUGAUGUGUUUUAGUAGGCUGAGAACUCUCUGAAGACGCUGGUAAUGACAACUGAGUGAAGGAGUGAGCAGUGCUCCUCCUUCACUGUAUUAUCGCGUAUUCGAUUCUGAAUGCAACUUCCGACAUGUGGUUGCCAGUUUUCUACAGCACCUUCCUGAACGUUUCUUCUGAGAAAUUAUCUUCAAACUUAUGUUGGAGAGGUUUCACUGAGAAAAUUUGUACAAACAAAAGAUGGUAAUGUAUUACUGGAAUGAGUUAACCCGAGAAAAUUUUCUGGUUAAUGUGGUAAGUUUUAGCUUUUCAAAAAAUUUGACAAAUACAUGGCAACGAUUUUCCCGUGUGACCGGCCGCUCGCCCGCCAGCCUCGCGACUCAAGCCUCCUAGUACCGCUCAGGCAGCCACGUGAGGUGGAUAUAUGCACUGACUCUCUUCUCACGGGACUUUUGAGGUACUCUGGGAGAACUUAACCACAACUCGUUCGUUCCCAGAGCGCUGCCUGCUUCCCUAGAGGAUUAUUUUCAGUAAUCAACUUUUAUCGAAUCGGGAAGAGAUCAACUACACUACCAAAGUGAAUAUUACAGUCAAAAUUUGAAUCCUGAUCAAACUUUAGCUUUAACAACAGCGUAUAGUGAUCUAAUGGCGAAGUGUAUGGAAAAAAACUGUUGAGUUGGAGCAGGUAUUUGUAACUUUGUUAUCGGAGACGUAUGGAAAAGUGCAACACUGCGCAUACUGUUUAAAAAAGGCAGAGAAAGUAGGGAGGAGUGAACACCAUCAGGCGGGAGUGGGUCCUUUGACCAACACCACUUCCGGUGUAGUCACGGACCGGAAGUGGGGCAAAAAGUAUCAACUCAGAGUCAGCAACAGUGGUCAAAUAUCGCGGCCAGAUUUUACACACCAAUAAUUUAACUUUUAAUUGGCACGAGUUGUACAGUUUUCUGGCUAAACCUGACCAGGCAAUAAAUAUUUAUUUGCACUAUUUGAUGCCAAGAAAAUACGUUAUGUGCAGAGAGACUGUGAUUGCUGGCUGAAGCCCUAACUGAAAAUCUGAAACAAAAUCCUAACACUACACAUUGUGAAGAUUCAUGACUGUCCACAUUAGUGUGACCUGAUUACUGCAACAUGAAUUAAUAAUUAACUAAUAACAAAUUAUUCUAAUUACUAGAGGGACUUGUGACUAGUGAUAAGAAGGAACUAGUAAUAACAAGCACAGUAAAGCAUACCCGAGUGUUUAUGGUACAACUGUCAGGUGUGGGUAUCAAACGAAGCUGAAGUACUGCACAAUUCUCGUAAGCAAGACGAAAAAUAUUACACGCAAACUGAAACAUUUAAAACAACGAACUUUUACAAUCCAGAGCGCCAGCAGGUCGUCUCUUAUUGGUGUUCAGUUGAAGUAGGGACCACCAGCAGUCACUGGCCUCACAAACAUCAUUGUUUAAAAAGUGACUCGUGCGAGUAGGUGGCUGUUACUCGUCAGAACUGCCGACCAUUGUUCCUGCUAGGAGCUGCUCGCAUCUCUACUUCAUUUUUCUUACUCUCACGUUUUUGUGUUGUCAGACUGGAGUGUGAGAGGCCCCUCACCUCUCGCUCUGAUAUUCUCUCAAGCCUACAGACAACUACAAAGACGAGAACUAUACAAAAAAGGUGAAGAAGAAAAAAAUAUUUAGAGGGCUCCAUUAAAGGCAGUUUAUCGUCUUCCGUUUCGACACUGGCAGUAACUAAGGGGAAAUCGUGGGCUACAAAUUUUCACUGAUGACAGGAGAGGUCCCUCCUUCAGGAGGCGCUGGUGGGGACCUUACCGAACACAUAUACAUCUUUGCUCUUCCCUCUGUGUAGUUUUUGUGUGUGCCUGUGCCUGCACUUCUGCAAGGUACUUAUAUAAACUGGUUUGUGCCCACACAUUACUGCUUGCUUGUCCUGUUUGUAGUGAAAAAGAGUGAUGCCGGAUUUUCGCUUGACCUGACGGAGAGCGUGAGCGUGAUGGCGUCUCCGUGGUGUAAUGUUGGAAGAGUGUUAGUGGUGGUGCUGCUACUGAGGUUGGCUCUGGCCACCUCCUGCCCCUCUGUCUGUGCCUGCAGGUGGAAAAAUGGCAAAGAAGCAGUGGAAUGUAAGAACCAGGGUCUGGCCAGCGUGCCUGCAGGUGUUCACCCUGAUACACAGGUCCUUGAUCUGUCCGGUAAUAACCUUCAGACUCUUCCAAGACACGCCUUCAAGCGGGCAGGACUUAUCAACCUGCAGAAGAUCUACCUGAGAGACUGCAAGAUUGGCCAGGUCGACCCAACAGCCUUCUUCCAACUCAGUAAUUUGGUUGAGUUAGACCUGAGCGAAAAUCUACUGACGGAGGUACCUUCCCUGGCUUUCUCUCAUAUUCAAGCCCUCAGGGAUUUGCAGCUACGAGGCAACAGACUCCGCAAGAUUCGUAGUGACAGCUUUGCUCACACGCCGUCCCUUGUGCGCCUUGACCUCAGUUAUUCGGGCAUCAGAAGUGUAGCAGCCUCGGCCUUUCAAUCUUUAUCCCUCAUGGAAAAGCUGGAGAUCCAGGGAAAUCAACUAUCAGAGCUUCCAGUGGCUGCUGUGAAGAGCCUGGAACGUGUGCAUGGACUAGAGGUACACGACAACCCCUGGUUAUGUGACUGCCGCGCCCUACCUCUGUGGCAGCUGCUGGAGGUGAAGCGUGUCCCACAUCCCGUCUCCCCUUCAUGCACCUCCCCCACCAGAGUCAAAGGCAGCACUUUUCAUUCCCUGACAGAGGAAGACUUUGCCUGUCCUCCCCAGAUCCUACCAGUUGGCCGCAUGGUGGAGGGCGUGGCGGGGGAGAAUGCCACUAUCGCUUGUCCUGUAGGUGGCCAGCCUCCACCGCAGGUAAUGUGGUUCAAGGGCGAGGCCCCCGUAGUAAAUGGUUCUGUAAUAGGUCUGGGGCCACAACGUCUGUACGUUAUCACAGAGGGUAACAGAAACCUAGUGAGCCGCCUUGUGAUCACAGGAGCGCAGGAAACGGAUUCUGGCACCCUACGUUGUGUGGCUAUUAAUUCUGCGGGGUCUGCGACAGCUAACUUCACCCUGGCAGUCACAAUGAGAGCAGCUACUCAAGCCAAACUGGAUUCUGGUCACAUUGCUGGGAUCUCUGUGGGUCUUGUAGUGUUGGCCCUCAUCGUUCUGGUGGUAGCCUUCCUGCUACUGGCUCGUGCCCGCUCCCACUCCUCACCCACUCCUGUCAAGGACUCCCCCACCACACCCUCCUCGGGUGAAACCUCCCCCAGCGAGCCCAAUCCAGUGCAAAAACCUCCGCGACUCACCGAGCUGAACGGGUCUCCUGGGGCCUACGGAUCUUCCACGCUCGGCAACCCAGACGUGAUCAGCGAGGCUGAGCGCGCCGUGCGAGCUGUCAAUGGUCACCUUCCCAACGGCUCCGUCCAGGGCGUGAGCGACGCCGGCGACUACACGCGCGUUGAAGGAGAUUCCCUUUACCCCAGCGGUCUGUGGCCUGAAGAGGCUAACCCCCAGGAGGACCUCAACAACACGAAUCCCUCCAAUGUGAUUCACGAGCACUUCAACCCUGGUUACAUGGCUAACGACCCUGCCUUCGACGGCUAUGGUCCAGUGCACUCCACGCCCUAUCGACCCGACUAUGAAUCUCAGGAUGACUUUGACCCACAGACCUAUGGGUAUCCCGCUGACUAUGGGCUUCCCAUUCCUGAGGCCGGGCAGGGGCGAGACUCUCGGGGAGCACCUGGGGGUCCUGACUGGAGCAUGGCUGAUCCCCGCGACACACGGGACGGCAUGGACUCCAGCACUGACACUUAUGCUUCCAGACAGGAGCUGUACGCAUCGCAUCAGGAUGUAUUCAGCCCUCACCAGGACUUAAAAGGCUCGAGGCAGGAUCUAUACGGCGUCACUAAGGAGCGGCCGCCAGUGUACGGAUACCGACAGGAGGUGUUCGAAUCUCGAGAAGACGUGGCGGAGGGGGCGGAGAGCCCCCAGGGUCCAACAGGUCCCCUGGGAGAACGGCCCUGGGUGCCGGGUUCACAGGCGCCGUCCUUGGCUCGUGGGGGCGUCGCUGUUCUCCCACCUCUUCCCAACGGCAUCGCCAAUCGUAUUAAAGCUCGCGACUCUCCUGACGAAGGUUACCAAGAGGGUACCGAGGUGUAGCUGGGUCGCAGGGCCCGCCGUAGCGGCGGUCCCUGCUUCCUCCCGCCCACGCCCACACGCCCAUCACGCUUUACAGUCCCUUCUGCUUCACACUCAUCACCUUCUCACACCUCCACUUCUUGGCCCUCCCCUCAAAGCUCUCCCAGUGACUUGACGCCGUGACCUGAUACGUGUACCAGUGACGUGAUGCUCGUGACGUGUCGAAAUUUAAGUGAAGACGCUGUGAGAAAGGAAAGUGUCACACAUAAUACCUCUUAAAUAUUUGCACAGCGGCUAAAGUGGAGUGAGCAAGUGUGCCGAGCCUCGCUAAACGAGCCAGACUUAUUUCAGCAAAUUAUAUUAUUGCAAGGUAACUAGAGGGCACGAGAAAGCUUUUGUGAGGAGUGUGGAGGCGUGACUGACCCCAGUAAGUGUUACUAGUCCCAAGGAGUCCUCGCAACCACCACAGGCUGAGUGUAAGUGUCAGCAGCAGCAGGGAAGGUGUGGUCCUUGCUUCACUUUACACCUGGUCACACAGUGGUGGUGAUGUACACAGCCGAGCCACCGUGUUUGUACUCGACACAAGGUUAUAUCAGUUGUUAUUUUAAUGUGCCAGUUGGCAUGACACCAAAGACUGGGCAAGCAAGUCCUGGCGCUUGUGCUGGUGAGGACCUGCAGCAGGUCCGCGCUUGUGAAGUUACCUGUAAGAGAUUCUUAGUGUAUGCAGUGUGUGGUGGCCUGGAGAGCUAGUGGUCCUGUGUUCAUAUACACCACACACUACAGUCUUCAGUUAUGUAUUGUGCGUGAGGUAACCUUGUACUUGAUGUUCACAUUUUUCGAUGCUAUAAUAUAAACUUAAAGUGAUCAAUAAGCAAAAUCAUAAAAAACAAACUACUCUUGUGAGUAAUGGAUGUACUAUAAAUGUUGAAUAUUUCUUAAAGAGAAUCAUAGCACAAACUGUGAAUUAAUAAGUUGUUUUUAAUGUCAUAAGAGGUCUACCAGUCGCAUUUUUUCCUCAUCAAUCCCACUCAGCAUAAAGAAUAUAUGACAUAUCUUCACCUCAGUGUUAUGAGGUUGUAAUAGCUAUUGUAACAUUCAGGUACGACAAAAUCUGAUACAGUAUUAUAUAUAAUCUCGUGUUUAAGGGAUCAGAACACUGAGAAGCUGUUAAUACGUCACCCAUAUCGUCUUUACACUGUCAGUCACGUCCUUCUGACAUUGAGGUGACGAAAUGUUUCCUAGACAAGCCCUAGCGAAGACCUUAACACCACUUCCCCUUCCCCAGAUUAAGGGAUCAGCUGACUAUUUUGGUACGAGGGGAAGUGGCUCUUAAGGGAAUCACUAGCGUGUAUUAUCAAAGCCCGAGAGGGUAUUUUGUAUCCAUUAAUGCCCCUAUCCAUAUCCCGGUACACCAGUACUCAAAUAUGUGGGAUUCGGUUACCCAGGCCUCCCUCUCAUCUAGAAAUCCAACUAAUCCAUACUUCCGUUAUCCAGGAACCAUUUAAUUAACUUUGUAUAGAGCUACGAUUGCACAGUUAACCAAAAAACUUUUUUAAGUUAACAGGCAUUGGGUUAUUCGAUGCACUGUUUCCAAAAUUAAUAUUUUAUAGGACUUUAAAUCUUGUCAGCUUUAUUGAUAAUUUUUGCAUAAACAAAAGAGUCAAUGAAUCAGACUUAUGUUAAACCCAAGUCUAAUCAGAAUCCUGUUAAUCAAUUAGAACUUCCAAGAGACUUUAACAACGGUCAUGCAGCCUUGUCUUAUAUGACACUGUCAUGAACCCAACCACAGUUAUUCAGUCUUGAUCAUCCUAGGAAGCUAAAGAGGUGUCAUUUUCCCUUAUGUAAAUUGUUGCCCUCGCCGCCGGAUCCCUAGGGACCAGGGCGAGGAUCCCCCCCCCCCACACCUCGUGCCAAAUAGCAAGUGCUGGGUAGCCACAAGGACGCCACUUAUCCCUUUCCCCUUCAACCUCAGUGUAGACUUACUAUAUCCAAAGUUACAUAGAGCUUUAAUUGAACAACCACCGAUGACUCAGUUCACUCAGAUCAGUUGAAUGAACCGCUGGGCAGGACCCCGUGAUACUGGAAUGAAUGUUAUUAAGUAUGGGAACUGGUCCUGCAAAUGUUAAGAUGUCUCACGACCUGGCAUCAGCGCUAUCUAUUGAGUACAUUUAUAAUUAUGAUGCUCCCUCGGAAAAAAAUAGUCUACCUUUGAAAAUUAGAAUAAAAAGUUGAUGCAUAAAUACGUUAAUGUAAUUAAAGACAUUGCUCAUUUUUUAUUUGAUCUUUGCUAAUAACCGUUGAUGAAAACUGUUUAGAGGCUCUCUUGUGUUUCC
This is a messenger RNA of Cherax quadricarinatus, 7200 nucleotides long. RefSeq names its product kekkon 1 (gene kek1). Gene Ontology annotation, molecular function: protein binding. NCBI's taxonomy places the organism in Eukaryota, Metazoa, Arthropoda, Malacostraca, Decapoda, Parastacidae. The record is from RefSeq and is a predicted model, not a curated record.